AUGCGUGUAUGCAUUUACGGGACAUCAUCCAGGAAGAAGGGUCUGAAUAUGACCCUGAACCUGAACCUGAACCUGAACCUGAACCUGAACCUGAACCUGAACCUGAACCUGAACCUGAACCUGAACCCGAACCCGAAUCCUUGUCCCAUGGUACCCGGCCAGCGAAGACUUGCAGCUACCUACCUCACCAACCUCAUUCUACGGACCUCGGGAUUGCGAACGUCGGUUGAGGACACGGAGAGUGAAAGAUGGAGAGAUGCCUACCUACCUGCCUACCUGAGACUGGUUUCAAACCCUUUUGCGACGGUCACCUAG
Drepanopeziza brunnea f. sp. 'multigermtubi' MB_m1 is the source of this 315-nucleotide messenger RNA. Lineage: Eukaryota; Fungi; Ascomycota; Leotiomycetes; Helotiales; Drepanopezizaceae. The record is from RefSeq and is a predicted model, not a curated record.